AUGGGGGGAGGCAAACGGGAGCAAAACAAGUUACUGAGGAUAUUAACUCUACCCAUCAGAUUCUUGAAGAAAGGAAGAGACUUGUACGUAAAAAGCAUGAUGGACGUAGCUCAUAAGCCAAGAUACGCAACCACCCGCACAUCAAAAUCAAGAAACAAAAGCUCCCAACCUAGCUCAGCCUUGCCCAAGAGCUUCAGCACAAGCUUCACCCCUUCGUGGGCCAACAAUUUACAUCAAAGCGACGAUUUGCGAGAGCUCAUCAGAGCCAACUCAACAGCUUACAACAAUGACCCAACCAACCAGCUGAGAAAGGACAUGGAGCUGUACAUACAACAACUAGUAAAAGAGCAGAAGGUUCAGAAGCUCAAGGAGUCGUUGAUGAGUGGCAAUGUUGGUAAAUUUUCGAUAUCGAAAGAAGCGGUUCCUAGGAGCUGUAGCGUUGGAAUGGGGAAGAUUGAUGAAGAAACGGCGUUGGAAGAAGGAGAUGAUGAAGAAGAAGAGGGUGGUAUUUAUGUGAAGAAGAAUGAAGUGAAGUUUCCGAGAAGUAGGAGUCAUGCUGUAACACAAACCAACGGUGUGUUUUGA
Molecule: messenger RNA, 585 nt
Organism: Daucus carota subsp. sativus
Lineage: Eukaryota; Viridiplantae; Streptophyta; Magnoliopsida; Apiales; Apiaceae
Exons: 1
Coding region: 1-585 (194 amino acids)
Source: RefSeq, a predicted model, not a curated record